AUGGUCGCUACACGUCGCGGUGCGAAAGAGGCCCCAGUGGCCUCGUCUGCAUCCUCCAGCACCCUCAGUGCCCCUCCCAAGCGCGGCGGCAGAACUAAGACUGUUGUUGAACAAGUUGCUGAGCCUGCACCAGCUCCCGCGAAGGCCACCAAAACAACCGCUGCAAAACGCAAAGCAAAGGCCGAGCCUGAAGACGCUGAGCCCCCAGUGGCCAAGAAGACUGUCGCGACAAAAACAACACGCACAACAAAAGUUCAGACAAAAGCAGAGCCAGCACCCGCUGCACCAAAGCGAGCGACGCGCGGCCGCAAGGCUGAGGAGCCCGACGACAUUGACGAGCUUCAAGCUGAUGAAGAGGCACCCAAGCCAGCGGUUGUUCGAGCGCGCAAGAUCGCUCCAGUGAAGAAGACGGCUGCGUCAAAGGCCGCAGAGCCAGUGGCCACCCAAGACCCAGUCGUUCAGGAGCCCAUUGUCGAGGAAGCUCCAAAGGCCGCGUCACGGGCGCGCAAGGCCCCCGCCAAAAAGGCACCUGUCACCAAGAAGACCGAGACUCCAAUCGUCGAGGAGCCUACCGCGGUCGAAACCACCAAGCCAGCAACUCGCACGCGUAAACCGGCAGUACCCAAAGCCUCGGCCUCUGCGCCAGCAUCAAAAGCUGCACCUGUACCUGUACUUGCACCAAGAACUACACGCGGACGAGAUGCCCCCACAAUAUCACAAGAAUCACCUCUCAAGGCGCCAGCCCGUAAACCCACAAAGAAGACUGUCACGAUCUCAACUCCAAAGGCUGAGACUGAGGCUUCUGAAGAUGACGCGCUUGCGGAGCUCGCCGGAUACCCCAAGACACCAGCACACAUCAAGGCUCCCAUCAGCUCAAGAGAUGCUCUGGCCGAAAUGCCCGACUACCCUGAGACGCCUGCUCACAUCAAGGCCCCAAUCAGCUCUGAAGCUGCACUGGCUGAGAUGCCUGAUUAUCCCAAGACACCCGCGCACAUCAGUGCACCUAUGAGCACUAAGGAUGCUUUGUCGGAGAUGCCAGGAUACCCCAAGACCCCAGCUCACAUCAAAGCUCCCAUUUCUAUCAAGGACGCAAUGGCUGAGAUGCCCGACUACCCCAAGACACCUGCUCACAUUCUUGCACCUGUUAUCCCUCCCACCGAAGAGAGAGAGGCUGAGACUGAGGCUGAGAUUGUCUGGGGCGUCACUGAUCAAGAAGCUUUCGAGGAGCUCCCCGCCGAAUACCCGGCUACCCCAUCUCACAUCACUGCUCCAGUCACAUCGCAACAAGCAAUGGCAGAACUCCCCGGUUAUCCAAAGACUCCUGCUCACAUUGUGGCACCAAUUACUCCACGCAGAGCUCUCGCUGAGUUGCCAGACUACCCAACUACGCCUAGUCUUGCUCUUGAGGCUGCUCUUCAGGAAGAGAUUACUGCAUCUGUCAAGAAGCAAACGCCUUCACCUAUACGCUACUCCAGCCGUAAGGAGAAGAUCUCUUUCGGUUUCGACGAGACCAGCGAGAUUGGCGAUGUCAGUGAGCUUACUGAAGCUAGUGAAUUCAGCGAAGUUGAUGUUGUGAGUGCCAUCAAGGCCCCUUCUUUCGGUGACUUAAAAGCAAGCAUGCCACUCAAGCCCCUGCAACUCGCUCCCACGUUCGCAGCGCCAGAGCCAGCAUCACCGAAGAAGUCCGCGCUGAGGUCGCCAAUGAAGGUUAUGGACACCAAGACUCCGAAGAAGUCUGUUGCUUGGACUGAUGUUCAAGCUGACGAGAGCGAGAUAUUCAUGGACGACGGCAUCCUUCAGGGCACCGUCUUCUACGUCGAUGUCACUCGUAACGGAAAAGAACAAAACUUCUUGUUCCGUGGUCUUCUAGAGGACCUUGGUGCUAAGGUCGUCAAGGACAUGUCACACGCUUCUCUGACUCACGUUCUUUUCAAGGAUGGAAGCAUGUCGACGCUAGAGAAGUGUCUCUCGAGCAAAGGUGCCAUCAAGUGCGUCAAUGUCGGUUGGGUCUUGGACAGCGAGUCAAACAAGAAGCGUAUGGAUGAAGAUCCCUAUUUGGUUGAUCUCUCCGUUGCUAAGCCAGCGUCUCCACUCCCAACCACUACCAUGAAGCCCUUCACACCCGCCAAGACACCUUCUAAGUACGCUCUUCCUCCUUCGUCGCAGUGCAAGAUGCCUAGCACCCCUACCAGCUCCGAGUUUGACCGCUCCUUCAACGACGACAAGGAGAACAGCGAGGUUGGCGCCUUCUUCGACAGGAGCCCCCUUGCUCCUCGCACCGUCCCCAACAAGAAGUCUACUUUCUUGUUCAGCAAGGCUGCCAUCAAGACUCCCUCUAGGCCACUCUUCCUCGCCGCUACUCCGUCGAAAUCGGGUUUCUCGGCUGUGAAGCCUGCUCCUCACGCUUUCUCAACAAUCAAGAAGCGUCCAGUAGAUUCUUCUCUCUUCAACAGCUCACUAGGCCCGCCUAGGAAGUUGCGUCUCUUUUAA
Messenger RNA from Bipolaris victoriae FI3, 2490 nucleotides. RefSeq lists its product as hypothetical. Gene Ontology annotation, biological process: mitotic cell cycle. The transcript is spliced from 3 exons. NCBI's taxonomy places the organism in Eukaryota, Fungi, Ascomycota, Dothideomycetes, Pleosporales, Pleosporaceae. The record is from RefSeq and is a predicted model, not a curated record. Bases 1 to 2490 code for a protein of 829 amino acids.